AUUUGCUUCCUCGCCGGUACCAGAUGUUAUGAACAGGAGCAAAAACGUAUACAAACAACAGCUCAAAAUGUGCAUUUUUACACAGUAACAUUUAUAUAAUGUUGUUUUAUUCUGAAAUAAUAAUUGAUAAUCAAUGCCAGAUUAUCACUACAAAAGCAAAAACGAAUGCAUGAAAUUAAGUUUGUAUACGAUUUUACUUCAUGUACCGUCCCUUAUUCUUAACUUCAUGCCCUCUUCCUGAAAGUGCAAAACAACAGAUCCGCCUGUGUUUUAAUCACAUGACUCAAGUCAAGUCACAUGAACCACAUUCUGUGGUGAGGGAGAAACAAGCACGGCAAAAAAAAAAAAAAAGCCGAAAUCAUUGAAGUGAGUUCUACUGGGCGUCAAAACUGCAGAGCAAUCGAAGGAAGUGGUCUGGUUUGCUUAUCACUUUGGUGUGUUCGCUCACGUAAUUAAGUGGUGCACGUGUUCUUUAUCUGGAAAAUAAAUAAAUGGAAACAUCUGCACAUAAUUAAGGUGACGGUGGUAUGACCUUUGUUAAGAAGACCAGAUCUUUGACACAUAUGCUGCUGGUAGAAAACUAGCAGGAUUAAAAAAAAUAAAAAAAAUUAAGGUGCAACCAUUUCUAAUACCAUCUCUGUUCAUGGUCGCCAAGAUUUGAAGCCACCAAUUGGCAGACUAGUGUUCUAGAUCAAAAUACCACAAAUAUCAAAGUGUUCCAGUGUUCCAGGGUUCCAGCUUAGGGUCACAAUGGAGCUUCUGUCUGCCCGUGGCAGAUCUGUCUGGGAGAGAAUGAAGGCAAGCUUUUGGUAUGAAGCUUUGAAAAAGAAGCUGCCUAUUUUGGUGUGGCUGCCCAGGUACUCUGUGAAGUGGCUGCAGAUGGACCUGAUCGCUGGGAUGACGGUGGGACUGACAGUCGUUCCUCAGGCGCUUGCAUAUGCAGAAGUCGCUGGGUUACCUGUGCAGUAUGGCCUCUACUCCUCGUUUAUUGGCUGCUUUAUUUACUGUCUCCUGGGGACCUCUAAGGAUGUGACGCUGGGUCCAACGGCGAUUAUGUCCCUCCUGUGUGCUUCCUACAUAGGUCAUGACCCCGUGCAAGCGAUUCUGUUGACGUUCCUCUGCGGCUUCAUCCAGUUAGUGAUGGCCAUCAUGCACCUCGGCUUCCUGUUGGAUUUCAUCUCCUAUCCCGUGAUUAAAGGGUUCACCUCAUCUGCAGCUUUAACCAUUGGAUUUGGACAAGUCAAGAACAUUCUGGGACUUCAUGACAUUCCUCCGCAGUUUUUCCUGCAGUUUUACUACACGUUCCGGGACAUCUAUGAAACCAGAGUGGGCGAUCUCAUCCUUGGGUUAACCUCCAUUGCCCUUCUGGUGGUGCUGAAGGUCAUGAAAGACAGCUUGGCUCCGACUGAUGAAGACACUGCUGUGGUUGUCAAAGUGUGCCGCAUGGUGGUUUGGUUCUUUGCAACAGCCCGCAAUGCAUUUGUCGUGGUUGCAGCAGCUCUGGUGGCGUACGCCUGCGAGCUAAGCGGCACUAAAGUGUUCACACUAACCGGGAAAACCACCCAGGGCCUCCCGCCAUUCAAGCCACCCCAGUUCUACGAAGAUACUGGGAAUGAAAGUCUGCCCUUUAGCGAAAUGGUGAAGGAUUUAGGAGGUGGUCUGGCGGUGAUUCCACUCAUGGGUUUACUGGAGAGCUUAGCCAUAGCAAAGGCGUUUGCUAGUCAGAAUGAGUAUCGCAUCGACUCCAACCAGGAGCUCUUGGCUAUCGGUGUUACAAAUCUGCUGGGAUCUUUUUUUUCUGCCUAUCCUGUAACUGGGAGUUUUGGAAGGACAGCAGUGAAUUCCCAGACAGGGGUCUGUACUCCAGCUGGUGGAAUAGUCACAGGGGUGAUCGUGCUGCUGUCACUUGCUUUCCUGAUGCCUCUUUUCUACUACAUCCCCAAGGCUGCUCUGGCAGCUGUGAUCAUCUGCGCCGUGGCUCCCAUGUUUGACUACAAGGUCGUGAAAACACUUUGGAAAGUCAAGAAGUUGGAUCUGCUGCCCUUCCUGCUGACGUUCUUCAUGUGCUUCUGGGAAAUCCAGUAUGGGAUUGUUGCUGGGAUCAUCCUGUCUGGCUUCAUGCUGCUCUAUAAGGUUGCCAGACCCAAAUUAGAGGUUUCUGAUCAUGGCGUGCUGGUCAUAGUUCUAGACAGCGGGUUAAACUUUCCUUCUGCCGAGUAUCUCAGCGACACGUUGUACAGACAGGCUCUUCUAGUGUCUCGUCCUCGAUCAGUUAUCCUUGACUGCCGUCAUGUCAGCAGCAUCGACUACACCGUGGUGAACGAAAUCCAGGACCUGCUCCAGCAGUUCCGCCUCAACAAAGUCUCUCUGAUCUUCUCUGGCUUACGGAUUGUGAUUCUUGAGGUGCUGUUGGCAGCAGAUCUGAAGGGGCUGGAGCACACAGAAAGCGUGGAGGAAGCACUUCAGUCUCUCUCUGAACACCACAUUGUACAGGAGCAUGAUCAGAGUCUAUGCUGAGGAAUCCAAGGGAGAUGUAGCUUAUCUCAGUGUUCCCCCUUCUUCGGACAAUCCCCACCAGUUUGUGUGGACUCUUCUACAAGUACUAGGUGGCACUGUAAACUGUUAUGGACCAAAACAAUCCACAGCUGGUACAACUUUAUCAAGUACACAGUGUCCCCGAUGCUUGGUGAGGGUAGUAGUGUAUGCAAUAAGCAGAAGGAAAUGUCUAGUGAUUUACUUUACAUUGUUUACAAAACAUUUAUUUAAAAGCCUGGGCUUUUUUCUAAAACGUAAUUUGCCUAAGGACACGGUAUUGUUGCACUAUGGCAUAAUACUGACAGAAAAAAACAGAGCUUUUCUGUUGCCUUUUUCCAACACUAAAGAUGUGUUUACAUUUGACUUAUUUGCUGUUCAAGUUUCUCCAUUAGCGGUAGCGUACCCCCAAUGAGUUUUUUUAUACCCUAUUGUAAUGUAUGUAAAUUGAUGUAUGUACAAGUAAUUUAUUUUAGUAUUCUAUUAGCAGAGAACAUUUAAACAGAUGGGUUUAAUUAAAUUAAGUUCCACAAAUAUAGGGCAUGUCUAAUGCAAUAACUAAAAGAUUGACCAUCACUGCUGGAGAGAAGCACCCAGCGUGAGUUCAAGGCUAACUCCAGACCUGGCUUUGACCUUUGGAGUACCUUCAGAAUGAUUGGAGACUACAUCUAACAUCAAACUGAAAACGCUUGUCUGUUAUUAAAAGUGCAAUGUGACACAAAUCAGACAAUGUUUGGGAUACUACAGUAUGCAAGUGCACUUCAUUUUUUAAUAAUUGCUGACAGUUAAAUACAUUUGUAUCAUGAUUUAUACAUUUAUUUAAUCCAACUGUAAACAGCUGAUUCAAAUGUACAAUUAAACAAGCAAAAUGUAUAUUUUUGUACUGCUGUAAGGUACAGUAAUACAAUACAUACAAUGAC
Molecule: messenger RNA, 3452 nt
Organism: Acipenser ruthenus (sterlet)
Lineage: Eukaryota; Metazoa; Chordata; Actinopteri; Acipenseriformes; Acipenseridae
Gene: slc26a11
Product: solute carrier family 26 member 11
Exons: 17
Coding region: 751-2517 (588 amino acids)
Biological process (GO): transmembrane transport
Cellular component (GO): membrane
Molecular function (GO): secondary active sulfate transmembrane transporter activity
Source: RefSeq, a predicted model, not a curated record